Fraxinus pennsylvanica is the source of this 1455-nucleotide messenger RNA. Lineage: Eukaryota; Viridiplantae; Streptophyta; Magnoliopsida; Lamiales; Oleaceae. The record is from the annotation of a GenBank genome assembly.
AUGGUUGAUACAACCCAAAAUCCCCAUGCAAUCUUAGUAACCUACCCACUACAAGGCCAUCUAAUCCCGUCCGUUCAUCUAGCCAUCAAGCUUGCAUCAAGAGGCUUCACCAUCACAUUCAUCAACACUAAAUCCAUACACCAUCAGAUCUCGAGCACGGCCGAAGAUUCUGGCGAAGACAUCUUCGCUGCAGCCCGGAAAACGGGCCUCGAUAUUCGUUACACUACCGUCUCUGAUGGCCUUCCAUUAAAAUUUAACAGGUCACUCAAUCGGGAUAAGUUCAAUGCUUCAUUAUUGCAUGUUUUCUCCGCACAUGUAGAAGAGGCUGUUGAAGAGAUUGUGAAAGGUGCAGAACCUGCAGUGAGUUGCUUGAUUGCUGAUACAUUCUUUGUGUGGCCAGGGAAAAUGGCAAAGAAAUAUGGACUUCUAUAUAUUUCUUUCUGGGCAGAACCUGCUUUGAUUUUUACAUUAUAUUAUCAUCUCCAUCUUUUGAGGUUAAAUGGACAUUUUGGUUGCAUUGAUUUGCGUGAGGAUCCAAUCAAUUACAUCCCAGGCGUAGACUCACUAGAACCGAAAGAUUUGGCUUCAUAUCUUCAAGAGCCGAACACAACAACAGUGUGUCGUCGCAUCCUCUUUGGUGCAUUCGAUGAUGUAAGGGCAGCAAAUUAUGUGCUCUGCAACACAGUGCAAGAACUUGAACCUAAGACCAUAUCGGCCCUACAAGAGAGAAUAAAGUUUUUCGCAGUGGGGCCCAUCUUUCCACCCAGGUUUACAAAGAGCAUUGUCCCCACCAGUCUCUGGGCUGAGUCAGACUGCACCAGCUGGCUAGACUCCAAGCCACAUGGCUCAGUUUUGUUUGUGUCUUUUGGUAGCCAUGCAGAUAUUACAAAGAAUGAACUCGAAGAAAUAGCCCAUGGUCUUCUACAAAGCAAUGUGAAUUUUAUUUGGGUUCUAAGGCCUGAUUUAGUAACUUCUAAUGAUGAAAAAAAUCUAUUGCCAGAUGGGUUCCAGCAGGAGGAAACCGGUGAUCGAUCAAUGAUCGUGCCAUGGUGCUGUCAAAUACAAGUGUUGGCCCAUCCGGCCAUACGGGGGUUCUUGACACAUUGUGGUUGGAACUCAAUAUUGGAAAGCAUUUGGAGUCAAGUGCCAUUGCUAUGUUUCCCUCUGAAUACUGAUCAAUUCACUAAUCGAAAAUUAGUGGUUAAUGACUGGAAAAUCGGGAUUAAUUUAUGUGAAAGAAAGCCGGUAACGAGGGUUGAAGUUUCCAAGAAAAUUAAGCAACUAAUGAUGGGAAAAUCAGCUGAUGAGUUAAGCCAUGCAAUCAAGGAAGUGACCAAGACACUAGAACAAGCAGUAGCAACUGAUGGAUCAUCAGAAAAGAAUAUGGAUCAGUUCAUUCAAGAACUGACGGUUAAAAUUCAAAACAAGGGACGGCCUAUUGUUGCAAAACACUAA